GCUUUGACAUUUGCCCGUUACUUUUCACCUCUGAUUCGUCUCAUCAUUUCGCACAUUUUACAAUAAAAUAAAUUAAAUAAUUUGUAGUUUAAUAGAAUUUGCAGCAAAAAUGUCGGAAAGUGAAAUUAAUGGCACCGAAGAGGAUGUGCAGGAUAAGAAACAAAAAAAGCAAACACGGCAUGACGGAGGUGCAGCCGAUUUGGAACGUGUGACAGACUAUGCUGAAGAGAAGGAAAUAUCGGCGGCACAUAUAUCCAGUGCAGUGGAGCAAAUCGGUAACAAGCGUAGCAAAGAGGAGGAACGCAAAGUAGCGAAAGAAAUGGAGUUGUUAAAGGUGCACGUGAAAAAAGAAGAUAUUGAGCUGAUUAUGAAUGAAAUGCUAAUUACACGCGCCCAGGCCGAGAAAGUGUUGCGAGAGCAAAGUGGGGAUGUGGUUGCCGCUUUGGAGGCGAUUAUUGCCAAUUGAUCAUCCUUCUUCCAACUUCUGAAGCACACAAGAAUAUUGCAAUUUUCUGUAAUAUAAAUAUUUUGUAAAAAAAAAAGAAAAUACUAAAUACAAUUAACGAAAAAUUAA
Messenger RNA from Ceratitis capitata (Mediterranean fruit fly), 574 nucleotides. RefSeq names its product huntingtin-interacting protein K. The record is from RefSeq and is a predicted model, not a curated record. Bases 110 to 466 code for a protein of 118 amino acids. Lineage: Eukaryota; Metazoa; Arthropoda; Insecta; Diptera; Tephritidae. The transcript has 3 exons. Gene Ontology annotation, biological process: protein stabilization; negative regulation of apoptotic process.